AUGACUAGAAAAUCUAAAACUGAAAUUGUUGAAGCUGAGAGGGCAUAUAGCAAUGAAGAUAUCUUAACUAUUACGAUCAAUGAAGCUUUUAUUGACAAUAUGUUUACAGAUACUAGUACAUUAAACGCAACACUAUGCAAAUUAGGGCUUCUUACUAAUACUAUGACAUUGAGCGAAUGUUAA
This is a messenger RNA of Vairimorpha ceranae, 183 nucleotides long. RefSeq lists its product as hypothetical. The coding region runs from base 1 to 183 and encodes 60 amino acids. The record is from RefSeq and is a predicted model, not a curated record. The transcript has a single exon. Lineage: Eukaryota; Fungi; Microsporidia; Nosematidae.